Messenger RNA from Cryphonectria parasitica EP155, 558 nucleotides. RefSeq lists its product as uncharacterized. The record is from RefSeq and is a predicted model, not a curated record. NCBI's taxonomy places the organism in Eukaryota, Fungi, Ascomycota, Sordariomycetes, Diaporthales, Cryphonectriaceae. Bases 1 to 558 code for a protein of 185 amino acids. The transcript has a single exon.
AUGCAGCAGCGGCCAGCCCAGCAGCAGCACUCAGUUGGUGCGUCUAUCGCGGCCUUGGCAGGCAGGCGCACUUCUCGGGAACGAGCCGGAUCCGGUCCGGAAAUGGCCGAGCGAGGCUUCGUCCGGGUGUCUGGAAGAAAGCUGCCUCCUGUGCUCCAGUACGGCGGUGAUGGGUAUACGGACCCCCGCAAUGAUAGGAACAGUCAGGGCAGCGACGUGUCGGCGUCAGUCUACCGCGACUCGAUGGCCGUCUUCGACCCGAACCAUACCCCGCUGACUCUUGGCUCUCCGAUGCGACCUGAAUCUGGUAUCAUGACCAUGCAUCCAGGCCCACGGAGGACCCCCGUCACCAGCCAGACUCCGAGCAGUAUCGACUCGCCCACCUUACCUCGCAGCUCGACGUUCCCUUCUCCGGACGCGCUUGGCCAGACCCUUCACAGCGAAGGCUUCUCUCGCGAUGCCGUGGGCAGGACACUUGCUCCUCAGGACUACUCCCGCGACGGCGCGGCAUCACGCGACUCUCGCGGUUCGGGCAGAUUCACCGAGCAUGUUUCUUGA